AUGCUAAUGGAGUACUCGGGACUCGCUAUUUUCCCCAUCCCGGCAUCUAUUCGGCGUCGAUUGCCCCGCCUAUAUUCCUCCCGAGCCGUUCCCAAGGCCACCGAGUCAAGCGGGGAUCAGCGCCGUGGACUGUCAUCUUCGUCCGAACCUCAUCUGCUAUGUCAUAGCCAAUUCUCUGCGUCGGUAGCACCCGAGCUCCAAAGGCCUUCCACUGCCAGCGAUGACUUGGAUUCGUUCGACUCUGGUUCCGUGGGAUCAGAUAGCCUCCGAGAUGAUAUAGCGUCCCCAACGAAAUACGAGACCGAGUCUGGCCUCCGGUGGAAUCGAGUUGUACCUGCGUUCAAUCUUCUGCGCAAUUCGGGAUAUGAAGCCCAGCAGCCGCAGCCUGAUGGCCGUCUGGCUCGGUCUCUCUAUGUCAACGCUUUGGUCUACCUUCUCGAUGCUUUGCCUUCCGACUUAACCACAGAGGAAACUUCCAUGCUUCAGCGCCAUAUGCCAGAAACGGUCAAGGUUGGAUUGAUGCCAUACCCCCGGCCACCCGGGGAUCUGGAUAGCGCGAAUCGUAACAUAACCCCCCAGCCAAGAUCAUAUCUCCAUAAAGUUCUCGCCUCGACAAUUUUGCAGCUGUUCAUUCUAUUGCGGCUCCUUCUACCAUAUCUAAGGGUGCUAUUGCGCCAACUAUACGAGUAUGAGCGGACACAUCACAUUACUGAGCGCAUCGUGACUACUACACUGGAGGCAGCUGAUGGGUUGGGGAAAGGCACUGUUAAUAUUGGAGCUGCUGUUUGCAAGUUCAACGAAGGGCGGGUUGGCACUGCUCUUGCAAAUUUCGCAGCUUGGUGGAUGGAAGGUGUAGCUGGAGGGAUAUACGAGGGCGUUGGUGAGGGGAUUGUACAUUUGGGUCUUUUGGGGAAAGAAGCGGAUUUGGAUAGACUUUACAGUCAAUGA
Messenger RNA from Penicillium egyptiacum, 948 nucleotides. NCBI's taxonomy places the organism in Eukaryota, Fungi, Ascomycota, Eurotiomycetes, Eurotiales, Aspergillaceae. The record is from the annotation of a GenBank genome assembly.